Molecule: messenger RNA, 1614 nt
Organism: Rotaria socialis
Lineage: Eukaryota; Metazoa; Rotifera; Eurotatoria; Philodinida; Philodinidae
Source: the annotation of a GenBank genome assembly
AUGGAUAAACAACUUAAACCUUCUAUUGAACUUCAUGAGUCGGGCAAUAAUGAUGAAAAUCUUGAGCUUGUUGAAUUUAAGUCAACAGAGUUUCAAGAUGAAUCAAGCAAAAGUGUUGUUAAUAAAAUACUAGAUGAUAGAACAAAUGAUGAUCCCAAAGAUAAAAAACUCUUGCGCAAACUUGACCUUCAUAUCAUUCCUGCUAUGACAUUACUUUACUUGAUUUGCUUUCUUGAUCGUGUAAACAUCGGACAAGCUAAACUCAAUGGUCUCACGAAAACAUUAAAUCUUUCUAGCAUACAAUACAAUAAUUGUUUGAGUGCAUUCUUCGUGACGUACAUUCUAUUUGAGAUUCCGUCGAAUUUAAUACUAAAAAAAUUGCGACCAAGUCGAUGGAUACCUCUUAUCAUGACUGCUUGGGGCGUCGCGACAACUUUUAUUGGCCGUGUUGAUUCCUAUGCCGGUCUUUUCAUUUGCCGAAUUAUAUUAGGUGCCGCUGAAUCAGGCUUUUUUCCAGGCAUCAACUUUUAUUUGUCAAGUUGGUACAAACGACGUGAAAUUUCAUGGCGGGUCAGUAUUCUUUUCUCUGCUGUGUCACUUGCUGGUACCUUUGGUGGUAUUCUUGCCUACACAAUUAAUCUUAUGCAUGGUAUUUGGGGCCAAGAAGGUUGGCGUUGGAUCUUUUAUAUCGAAGGUUCAAUCACGGUUAUUGUCGGAGCGUUAUCUUUUCUUUUCAUUAGCGACUUUCCAUCCGAUCGACCAAAGUUCCUCACUGAAAACGAAUGCGAUCGAGUGAUUGUUCGUUUACGUACCGAUGCUGGGCCCGGUGCUAGCGAACAUUUUAGUUGGUCUCAAGUAGGUUCGGCAUUUUUAGAUUGGAAAUUGUACGUCUGGUCAUUGUGCGGUCUAACAAUCACAGUACCAGUUCUUUCUCUUAAUUUUUUCUCUCCGACCAUUAUUGCUAAUCUUGGUUUUGCUAACUAUCAAGCACAACUUCUCACUGCUCCACCAUAUGCUUUUGCAUUUAUUACUACCAUGACUACUGCCUAUUUCUCAGAUAAAUACGCUCGACGUGGUAUAUUCAUCAUGUUCUGGUCGAUAAUUAGUAUUAUUUCGUAUAUAAUUCUACUUCUGACCGAAAAUUUUGUCCUUAAAUACUUUGCUAUUUUCAUUGCAGUUGGCAGCUUGACACCAUCGACAGCAAUAUGUAUCAGUUUUCUCUCAUGUAAUAUUAGUCCUCAUAUAAAACGAGCCACUGCAUUAGCAUUCAUGCUUUCUAUGUGUAAUGUCGGCGGAGUCAUUGGUGGUCAAAUAUACAGAUAUCAAGAUGCCCCUCGUUUCAUCAUGGGUCAUUCAGUCAAUCUUGUCUGCUGUGUAUUGAGUUUUGCUACGGCUACUAUUCUCGUUGCUGCUCUUUACUUAGAAAAUCAACGACGAGAUCACUUGUAUGGUAAAGUCAACAACUAUACGGCAUCAAAUGCGGAGGCAGACACCAUUGAUAUAUUUAACUUGGGUAGUGCAGAAGGUCGACAGCGAUGGGGUUAUGAAAAUAUGUCUGAGAAAAAGAUUCGCAACCUAGGUGACAAACAUGCUGCAUGGAGAUAUAUAUUAUAA